Prorocentrum cordatum is the source of this 2893-nucleotide messenger RNA. Lineage: Eukaryota; Dinophyceae; Prorocentrales; Prorocentraceae. The record is from the annotation of a GenBank genome assembly.
GGCUGAACCACUGUCAAAGUCAGCGUUGGGUAGGCUUGCGUGCCUUAGACGUCAGCUACGGUGCGCAGGCUCCCUGGCUCUGAUCCCUGAUUCAGGUGGUAUGAGGUGUGCGACGAGAAUCCGUGGCUCACGAUGAGGCUCGACGCCCAGUCGGACUGGCACUGCCCGUGGUGCACGCUGUGCGGCAAGUGGGUGGACGAGGCCUUGGCGCACCUGCUGACGCCCGCGUGCCAGGGGAGGCGGAGCGGCCCGUGCCGCCCCGGGCCGCUCCUCGAGGCCAUGCUGGGCGAGGCCGCCGCCUGGCGGGCCGCGGGGCGCCCCGCGCCGCCGCCCCCGGCGCCGGCCGCUGGCCGCCGCGCCCCGCCGGCGGCGGCGCGGGCCGGGGGGGCGCCAGGUGCGCGAGCAGCCCGUUGUCCCUGACAGUUCACUGGCGCUGGCAAGGACUCCCGGAGCUUGCGCGAACCCUCACUGCCAAUUCCUUGUCCACAGCAACCCUCCUGUGAACUGGUCCGCAAGCGAGCGGAUGCAUUGCUGCAGGAUGUGUCACGAGUACCACGAGAAGAGUUACAAGAAGAAGGUCGCGCAUGGAAAAAAGUGUGAGAUGCGUGGGUGGUCGGAUCCACAAUCCGUGCUGGCGCCCGCUGCAACCCCCGAAUGCGCAUCUGAGCAUGUUCCUGGUGCGCCACAUGAACCUGGCACUUGGCUCCCCCUUGCUUACACUGAUGUCCAGUGCGGUGUGGAUAUUUCGACUGAGCGGAAGUCCGUCCUUAAACCUGGGAGUUUCUGCCGCGAGGUGGAUCAUCCAGUUCUGCUCUGCGGUGAGGGCGAUGACGAUGCGCUUAGCUUACGUUUGCCUCUAGAGGAAGGAGGUUGGGUCACGCUCGCAGAAAGGAGCAGAAGUACUGGUACCAUCAUAAGUAGUUUCCAUCCGCCCACGCGUGGUUGGGAAAGUUUGUUUGACGAGACUCGCACUCUGUGUUUUGAUGGCCUGUGUAAUACCGCUCGGGAGGCAUAUAGAACUUUCGAGGAAUGCCAGAAGCUCGUGAUAGAGGAGGCAUCGGCGCUCGUGAACAUCACCUCUGAUGGGGCUACUUCUAUGCAGUAUCUGUUAUCACGUCGAGAUGCUGCUCGUGCUCAUGCGCUCCAGUGCGUGGCAGACGUUGUCACUUCCCCUCUUGCCGCCCGCUGUCAGAUGGACUCUUGGUCGGGCGGUGGUGAGCGGGAAGAGCUGGCAGAGGUGUUUCGCAAACGGCUGGCUCGGCUCGAGCAAGGAUCAGCAGCAGAUCCUGUUCAGGCGUUGAAGGACUUGCACAUGUGCCGGGGUCGCGUGGACCAGGCGACAGUUGCAGCCAUGGAUGCUGCGCACGCUAUCAAUAUCGCACCGCAUCAGCGCAAGUCCAAAGAAGAGUUGGCAGAGCUGACAGCUGUGCGGGAUGCGACGCGCAGGGAGCAACGACUCCACAGGAAAGCAUAUGACCGGAAGGUGGUCCAGGUGAUCGGCUUGAUGAAGAACCACUGCCCAGAGUUGCGCCCUGAGCUGAUCAAGAGCGAAGCAGACUUCGUCUCCUUAAACAUCCAGGACGAUCCAUACCUCCAGGAAAUAUUCGCUCUGGGCAGGGACCUGCAGUUCUACGAUCGGCAGGAGCUCGUGCCCUGCGACGGCGCUCGACAGGGCAGGAACCAGGUGUUCGAAGCAGAAGACGCCGACGGCAGGGCAUGCAUUCUCAAGAAGAUCAAUUGGCAGUCGAACAAAGGGCUGCGAUGCUUCGUUAACGAGGUGAGUCUGCUCGCAAAGCUGAAGCAUCCAUUGGUUGUUCCUGUGCAGUGCGCAUAUGCUGACUUUAACAACCAGUCUGGAAUUCUCCAGUUCGAUAAAUUUGAGUGCAAUCUUGACCAAUGGAUGCAGAGACAGGCCACAAACCCAGAUGCAGACGUGACGGAUGCGUGCCGCAUUGUGUUUACAAUGUUAGAGGCCGUUGUUUGGAUACAUUCGCAGGAUAUCGUGCAUGGUGAUAUCAAGCUUUCGAAUUUCUUAUGGGAUAGCAGAACAAGCCUUCCUCGGCUGCAUGAUUUUGAAACGGCUCGGGAGGACUGCUCAGAGACGCCAGGGGGGCAUUCAACCACAACCUGUCCAGCCCUAACGUGGGAGUACGCCGCGCCAGAGUUGAGGAUGGACCCUCAGCGUCGAAAAGAUAAGCAGACUGAUGUGUACGCCUUGGGAAUAUGCAUAGACAAGGUGCUGCAACAGCUGGCGCGCUGUCGCUCUUCACAGCUCGAUGGUCUCCGCGGACUGGCGAGCAAGAUGAAGGCAUACAACCCGAGUGAGCGCACCACCGCAGUCCAAGCGCAAGAGGAUUGCCGGCAGCUGCUUCAUCAAACGUGCCAUGUGGAAACAGAUGUGGUGAAGUGCAGGGCACGGUGGCGGAUACUACACACAGGGUACUUGCAGUGAUCGGUUCAGCGACGGGAGGUCCUUCAACGAUCUCAUCCAGACCAUACAGAAAGACCCAUCGUACCCGCUGAAAUGCGAUACCCUCAUUUUGGAGGUGGUGUUGAUCGGGCACUGGUUGCAUUCUAACGACAACCGGCGUCUGUACUGCAUGCGCGAAGCGCAGGAGCUUGUGCCGGACGACAUUUGGAUUCGGAUCCGCAAGCACACGCCCCCCAAGGGAGGCCUCGAGCGUCUCUUGCAGCGUUACAACACUCGAACCCAUGGCAGGACCAUUCGAGUGAACCACCGCCGGCCGUGAUGCAAUCCGCGCGCUGUGACCCUCGGUGCUGGCCAGGCCGUCAUCGUGCUGAUGCUCGUUGUGCUCUCAGAAGUCUGGCCCGCAGGGUCCAUCUCGAUCCCAUCGUUAAAUCGGGCAUUGACAGAUCCUACCCCGCAGUUGCC